Messenger RNA from Coccidioides immitis RS, 2070 nucleotides. Its product is annotated as lectin C-type domain-containing protein. Bases 101 to 1963 code for a protein of 620 amino acids. NCBI's taxonomy places the organism in Eukaryota, Fungi, Ascomycota, Eurotiomycetes, Onygenales, Onygenaceae. The transcript has 2 exons. The record is from RefSeq and is a predicted model, not a curated record.
GUGAAUGCCUUAUGCAAGUGAGAUUGUGUUUUCAACUGCAACGCAAUUCAAUGCCGAUUCCAAUCUCCGGCUUGUUUGAACUCCGGCUUUCCCCGCCUCCAUGAGAGCUUUCGUUCCCGGCAACAGCUCUCUCCUACAGCCGCCUUGGGGAACAGUUCAGCUGUCCCAGCGAGAUGUUUCAAUACAGAUCCCAAUCAAUCUUGUAACUCAGCCUGCCGUUUCUCUUUCAGCAGCCUGCUUUGGAAAGAAGGUCUAUGAUGAAGAGGCAGCAAAGCAAUGCAUUUCGAAUCUUCUCUCCGUGGGAUACCGACGAUUGUAUGUUGAUCUAUAUUGGUCCCGUGAGAGAAAGAAAUGGAGUCUGUGCCCAGUAACAACACCCUUGAUCCCACUUGGAGCAACCGUUCCCAGGAGGCUCCCAUUCCUCGGGCUGAAACUACUCGGAUUCAACCGGAAAACUGGUUCUCCAGCUGUGGGUGGACAUCUCAAUACUCGACAAUCGCGCAAUACCACUAGGCCUUCCGAUACAAACCCCGUUGAAGAUUCCACCGUUGAUCAGACUGAAGUACCUACCAGAAAAGGACCUUCCGGAACAGUUCUGUUUGAAUUGGGGCCUUAUUCAUGUUCCGCAAAUGUUGACCUAACCGGCUUACUAAAUGUUGUGGCCGAUUAUUUCAAAAGCACAGAAGAUACUUUGAAUGCGCAUUUGACCUAUAUUAUCUUUGACCUUCAUGCCGCAUCUCGUCCUGAUACCCCUCACGGUUCAGCGCCAACUCUAAAGGGAAGGGACCUUCCAUCUCUCUCAGACUCCUUAGGCACUACCGCAAACGAUGCGUUGGGAAUGUAUAUAUAUACGCCCUUGGAGCUUGAUUCCGAAAGAAGAGACUUGAACAGGUCCUGGUAUUCUGUGGCUCCGCGAAUGGGUCCCGUUCCAGAGUACUUUAAUAUAAUCGGAAAGGCUAACUCACGUUACGAAACACCGGAUGGAUGGCCAAGUGAAGGGUAUGUGGAGCUAUCCAAGGCGCAAAGACUUGUGAUGGGAUGGGGAAAGGUAGAUCUGCAGAUGAAUGCAUACGAUUUCAAGAACGAUAAUAUGAUAGUCUUCUCGCCCGGCUCGCUCACGUCUUUUGUCACCGUGGCUAAAGAUAACAACGACAAUAUCGUUGGCAAAUGCUUAUACAACCCUAAUACCACUGAUAUUUCCGAUGUCCAAACAUGGGCCACCGCUGAGAUUCCAGAAGCAAACUCUACCGUGCAGUUAUCUCUCUUCUCCAACCAGAUGGUCUCGUGUGGUAUAUCACCACUAGUUAACCAUACACUCCUCAAUGUCACUGCUGACCAAGACAUUGGACCUUAUCGAAAUGUGUCACUCUCCUCUAUCUGGUCUUGGGCAGAUGGAGAACCCAAAGAUUCAAUAAACGCUGGGGCGAUCGAUGAAAACCGCUGCUCUGUGAUGGACCUUUCGCUUUCUGGCCAUUGGCGCUCGAGUGGUUGUUCAGAUCGACUCUACGCUGCAUGCCGCAUAAGGAAUUCUCCGUUCGACUGGACACUGUCGAGAGAGCCUGAACCCUAUACGCUGGCCGGCGACACCUGUCCUGAGGGCUCCAGCUUUGAUGUUCCCCGCACGGCGUUGGAAAACACGUACCUCUACAAGCAUGUCCUCCAGCAAUCGAAGGAUCUCAUUGACCCGUCAUCUGAGGAGACGGAGAAAACAAGUAUAUGGCUGGAUUUCAACUCCUUUGAUGUCCCGGAUUGUUGGGUUUCGGGUGGACCCAAAGCCCAAUGCCCAUAUGAGGUCGAUGAAAGCGCCAUUCAGCGACGCAAUAUUUUGGUUCCUAGCAUCGCUGCUAUUAUCAUCUUGAUUAUAACGGCGUUGACUCUCUUUGUCAAGUGCAAUGCAAACCGGAUGAAUUCAAGGAGAAGAAGAGUAAUUGCUGGAUGGGAGUACGAAGGUGUACCGUCAUGAGUGUCUGGUCAGAUAAUACUCUGGUGUACGGUGCGAGCUCGAAUUCUAGAUAGUCCAUAGGUUCAUCUGCGUGUAUACUCUUGGGUAAUAUAGUUUUGCCGUGUAUA